AUGGCUCCGCCGAUAUCCAAAACGUCAGCCGAGCCCACGCUCUACGACAUCCUCGCGCUGACCCCCAAGCACCUAGAGGGCCAGGCCGGCGCCGCCCAGCAGCAGAAGAUAGUCAAGCAGGCGUACCACCGCGCGCUGCUAAAGUACCACCCGGACAAAGCUUCUCAAGGCAGUGGUGGCAGUCGUAAUGGCGAUAGUACCAGCAGUAGAAGAAAACAGGGCUCUCAGCCAGCACCAGCGCCAGCGCCAGCAUCAGCACCGCGGAUCACGUACACCGUAGACCAGAUCCAGCACGCGUACGCGGUGCUCGCGGACCGGAAGCAGCGCGCGGAGUACGACCGAGCGCUGCGCACCCAUCCCUCGUCAUCCUCGUUCCAGACGGGCGUCGAGAUGGUCGAUCUCGACGACCUGGGGUUCGACGAGCGGACGGGCGUGUACUACCGGGGGUGCCGGUGCGGCAACGCGCGGGGGUACGCCUUCACGGAGGAGAACCUCGAGGAGUUCGAGGACGACGGCGUGCUUAUGGUCGAGUGUCUCGACUGCAGCCUCUGGAUCCGGGUGCUGUUCGCCGCGGCUGCAUCCGAGGAUGAGGAGGAGGACGAGGGAGAUGAUGUUGCUCUUGCCACCACUACCAGUGGUGGUAGUAGUUGUAGUAGUCCCGUGGGAAGAAGAGGAGGAGGUGGUGGAGGGGACACGGUUACGGCCGCGGGGGAGAGAAGAGGUAGUGGUACCGGCCGGGGCUUCACGUUUAACUGGAGCUUUAACUGGGGCAUCUCGCUGACGGGAUCCGCGACGGCGGGUACGGGUACGGACACAAGCGCCUCGCGGAGGUAG
Messenger RNA from Daldinia caldariorum, 834 nucleotides. RefSeq lists its product as uncharacterized. The record is from RefSeq and is a predicted model, not a curated record. Gene Ontology annotation, molecular function: metal ion binding. The transcript has a single exon. Gene Ontology annotation, biological process: protein histidyl modification to diphthamide. The coding region runs from base 1 to 834 and encodes 277 amino acids. Lineage: Eukaryota; Fungi; Ascomycota; Sordariomycetes; Xylariales; Hypoxylaceae.